Molecule: messenger RNA, 4074 nt
Organism: Bactrocera neohumeralis
Lineage: Eukaryota; Metazoa; Arthropoda; Insecta; Diptera; Tephritidae
Gene: Ptx1
Product: pituitary homeobox homolog Ptx1
Exons: 5
Coding region: 2193-3653 (486 amino acids)
Biological process (GO): anatomical structure morphogenesis; regulation of transcription by RNA polymerase II
Cellular component (GO): nucleus
Molecular function (GO): DNA-binding transcription factor activity, RNA polymerase II-specific; RNA polymerase II cis-regulatory region sequence-specific DNA binding
Source: RefSeq, a predicted model, not a curated record
UAAUCGAACAGUGUACAUGCCGCGCUGAACGCACCGCUAAGCAGAGUGUAUUUGAAUAUUUUCGCUUGCCGCGUCCCAACGGCGCGUUGAAGCAGUGAAUUUUCUGAAUUUUCCAAUAAUUGUGUGUGGAGCUGAAAAGUGUGUGUUCAGCAACAAAAAGUGAUUUCCAUUCAGUCUCAACAACAAAAAUAACAAUAAUAACAACAACAAGAACAAUAACAGUGUGGAAUAUAUCUAAUAAGGGGUGGUGAUAGCAGCAACGCAUCAGCAGCAGCCACACGGCCAGCGUCCGCCCCAUUCUACAGCAACACCAACAACAACAACAAUAGCAGCAACUGCAGCAGCACUAGUAGAUAGUGGUACUAGUAGCAGCAGCAGCAGCAGCGGCAUUGCGCAGCGCGUGUUCGUACUCUCUCACGCCAUACGCCAAGCGGUGUGUUAUUUUUGUAACUGAUAUUUGUCUAUAUCUUUGUUAUUCUCCUGCGCGCGUGUUUCAUUAGGGUGUUUGUUGUGUGUGCGCGCUCGAUAGCCGAAAAGCGCCCAGCAUAGCAGCAGCAGCAAUACACUCGCGCGCAAUGUGCCAUCAUUUGCUGGUACACAACCACACGCACAUACAUAUAUAGGCACUCGUACUCGCACUUGUGGUGUACAUAUCCACUACUCAUCCAGUCGAUACAUUUGCGUUUCAAAUUUGAUUUCAAUUCAGAUACGUCUCGUUACCAAAGCAGACGCGUUUCCGUUUUCCGCUACCACUGUGAUUGCCGCCAUACAAGCUGCUGCUACACUUUUUUCAGCCAAACGUGCGCUCCGUCACAAAAGUCAAAUUCCUCCAAGUGUUGUACAAUAACAACUGCUCACUACUCAGUAGCGUUAGUGUCGGUGUGUGACAGUGUGGUGUAUUAAGAAUUGUGAAUUAAAGGCAUCUACAGCUUAGCCUAAUUACGCGAACGGCUUAAAUUAUUAGCAGACUAAGCCAGUGCGAAUCCCCGAACAAAGCUAACUGAACUAAAGAGUGUGCAGCUGAACUGUGUGUGUACUACGCAUAUGCAUGUGUGAGUGUUUUGUUUUUUUAUUAAGCGUAAAAAACUAAAGCUCUUUAACGCGCUUAAGCUCUGCGUAAGCACUUAGCUACAUAAUUUGUUAUUUUGUGGAUACGUGAACGUGAAUUUUUUUCAAAGGUUUUGCGUGAAAUACUAAAAACAAAAAAAUACGUACUACUAUUUACAAUAAUAAACAGCAGCAGCAAAUAUUGAAUUGUGAAAAAAGUAUUUUUAUGAAAUAUACAAUAGAGUGACAACAACAUUACAAUUUACAACAACUUUAAAGUUAAAAAAGUGUCAAAAAGUAAUUUAGCUAACUGUUUCACAUUAAAAAUAAUAAUAAAAAAAAAAAAUUGCGUGAAAAUAUUUUAAAAAUUUUAGCAGCAAAAACUCGUUACAAAAAACACUAUAUUACGCAGUUAUCUCUAAAAAAAUAUUAAUAAAAAUCUAAAAGUAAAAAAGAAAAACAAAAAAUACAACAGCACACGUUCCGUUUUUGAAAUUGCUGCUAUUUUCAUACACGCACACAAAUUUCCAUUUACAACUUCGAUUUGUCGCCGCGUCUUGCCAUUUGAUUUAUGCCUCUUCAAGCGCUCACGACCCGUCGGUUAAACACCCAUGUGCAGUGACAGUAAAUUAGUGCGUCGAAAUACACAAAUCAGCCAUUACAACUACAAAAAAUCAAAAGCAUAAUAAAAACUAUAUCACACAGUAGUAAAAUCCGAAAACUUUGUCAGCUAGUUCGAUUCAUUAUAAGUGGAUUAAACGCUGAUAUCGGCCACCUUGUGCUUGAAGCAGCUACUUACACAUUGAGUCACCACGUAUCUACGCCACGCCUUACACACCGCACAGUUGCAGGCGAACGGCACAAUCAUCGAUCGCACUAACGACCGUACGACGCCACACACAGCGUCCGCGUACGUGCCGACCAAUAUUACGCCAACGUUAGACUAUACCGGCCUCACCACGACGACUACAUUUUUGCAACACUUCAAGGACGUCGUCACGACGAAGUUCUCCGGCAGAGAUCACCACCUGCCACCGCUGCAUCCGCAUCCGCAUCCGCACCAGCAGUCGGCCGCACUGCAUCACCAUCAGCCACAUCAGUCUGUGGCACAAAGCUUUUCCACCAUUUUUCCCACGUACUUAGGCAUGGAUCGCGCCGGUGGCGGCGGCGGUGGUGCCGUCGCUGCUGGCAGCGGUCUGGGUGUGGUCCACAAUUCGGCCGGCACCGGUGGUGCGCUAAAUGGUCUCGAAGCAAUGUCAGCCGAAUCGACCGGCCUCUGUUUGCAGGAUUUAGUAAGCGCUGGCACAGCAGCGGGUGCCGGUUCGGCAGGUUCGGCUGAGAGUACCAACACAACAAGCACUGCACUCAGUAGUGGCAGUACUGGCAGUUCAACGGUGAAUGGUAGCGCCGGUUCGGCCACGGGACAAGAGCAUUUGCACAAUCAUCACAGUCUACAUGACUCCAAUUCGUCGGUUAGCAUUUCACCCGCCAUCUCGAGUCUGAUGCCAAUCGGCAGUCUGAGUCAUUUACAUCAUACAGCUGGUCAGGAUUUGGGCUAUCCGCAGCAUCCACAUCACGCCGUGGUGCCACCGCAUACGCCGAAGCAUGAGCCGCUCGAGAAACUGAGAAUUUGGGCCGAGACUGGCGAUUUUCGUGAUAGUCAUAGUUCCAUGACCGCUGUAGCAAAUAGUUUGGAUAGCACACAUUUAAAUAAUUUUCAAACGUCCUCAUCAUCGGCGUUGUCGAACCGCAAUCGUGAUCGUAAGGAUGGUAAUCGUUCCGUCAAUGAGACCACAAUCAAAACCGAAAACAUAUCAAAUUCCGGUCAUGACGAACCGAUGACAACCACCACAGAUGAGCCGAAAAACGAUAAGAAAAACAAACGUCAACGCCGCCAGCGCACACAUUUCACAUCACAACAACUGCAAGAGCUGGAGCACACAUUCAGCCGGAAUCGAUAUCCGGAUAUGUCGACACGCGAAGAGAUCGCCAUGUGGACAAAUUUGACCGAAGCACGCGUUAGGGUGUGGUUCAAGAAUCGUCGUGCCAAGUGGCGCAAGCGCGAGCGCAACGCCAUGAACGCAGCUGUUGCUGCCGCCGACUUCAAAUCCGGCUUUGGUUCACAAUUUAUGCAACCCUUCGCCGAUGAUUCGCUCUACUCGUCAUAUCCGUACAAUAAUUGGACUAAAGUGCCAUCACCGUUGGGCACGAAACCUUUCCCCUGGCCGGUAAAUCCACUCGGCUCCAUGGUGACCACCAAUCAUCACCAAAACUCGGUGAACUGCUUCAAUACCGGCGCUAGCGGUGUGGCGGUCAGCAUGAACAACUCCAUGUUGCCGGGCACAAUGGGCUCUACGUUGACCAACAGCAAUGUCGGCGCCGCACCAUGUCCCUACACCACGCCCGCCAAUCCGUACAUGUACCGUGCCGCCGCCGAACCCUGCAUGACGUCGAGCAUGUCAUCGAGUAUUGCCACACUACGCCUAAAGGCCAAACAACACACCACCGGUUUUGCCAGUCCCUACUCGGCACCGUCGCCAGUGUCGCGUUCCAAUUCAGCGGGUCUGUCCGCCUGUCAAUACACCGGUGUGACUGAUGUUGUCUGAGAAAACGCCCUCGGGGCGCUACUCAAUCAACAUCAACAUCAUUUGCAUCACUUCUCCGCCAGCAGUGGUGGCGGUGUAUCCGCACACUCACCCAAUCUCAACAAUAAUUUACAUCAUUUACACAACAAUAAUAAUAACAACAACUUGUUGAACAACAACAACCUGCUGCUAGAUCAUAAUGGCGAGCUGAGCGUGGGUGUGGGCAGUCUGGUGGGCAACGGUGUGCACAAUAACAAAUCACCGCUGGGACAUCAACACAGUGAUAUGGGGGAUGGCAACGGCGGCCGUGGCGGCAAUGGUGGUGGCACAAAUAACGGACUGUUGGGGCCGAAUGUCAAUAGUGAUGGCGGCGACGAAGUGGAGGAGGUCAUCGACUAAAGCUGUCGAGGGUGGUUUUAAUUGGGUAGAGUUACUAUAAUGC